GUGUGUGUGUGUGUGUGUGUGUGUUGGUAUACGAUAGUGACUGCCUCAUUCGUUAUUCAUGUUACUCGCUUAUCUUUUAUCUGCUGCAUAUUUUGAGGAACAUCGGAAACUCCUCGCCUGCAGGAGAACACGGACGCACACGCUUAGCGAUAGUAAUGGCCCCGUCUGCAGGAGUCACGGAUGUCUUCGGGAAAUUGUCCGUGGUUCCCCUCGUGUUCUCAUCUCCACGCCCUUGUCUCCGCGCCGACGACUCGCACUCACAAACUUAAACAAAACACAUGAUUUGCAUUUUUGCUAACACGGCUACUUUUUAAGUCACAUUGUCACAAACUCCGCUUCACCGACCCUGCCAAAACAAUGCUUAUACCGUUUCAACAACCCCCGUAAAGCCGUUUCUUGAGGCUCCAUAACACGCUCUCCUAGCCACAUAUAAUAACGCAAGAACAGAAGGAUGGUGGUAUCAGAAUGUAUAAAUAACUCAAGUGGGAAUUCUUGCAAGGGGACCACAAGGACACAAGCCAUUGGCUAGACGAGUAGUGAGCCGACACCAAGCGGGGAGCGAUAAGGGUUCUGGUUCUGACUGGCCGCUCCUGGGAUGUCACACCCGGCAGCCGUAACACACAGAGGCGAGACUCAUAAGUGAAAAAACACGAUGACACUGAUGAAUAACUCUCCUGUGCCGCUAAUCCCCUCUCUGGAAAGGAGUGGGCGUGGAGCUGCAUUAAAGGGUUAAACAUUUCGAUGCCCAAGCAUUAAUUCACAAUUGCCAAAACUUUCAAAGGUGUUGUGAGCAUUUCGAUGGGGGGUUGUUAGUUUAUGGCUCUGGUGGUAGUUUGACGAAGCUUCUGAGGAAACACUUGUGAUAACCCGUUUAACCUUCUUUCCGGCCUUUGGAAAUAAUUGAUAUGAGUGAAAAAACGUCUGAGAUUACCGACCUUAAUACAGGGACUGGGAAAUAGGUGUUUGAACUUUGGAUUACGCGAACUGAGUUAACAUUUUCUUCAUCAUCACUACUACUACUACUGCUACUACCACUGGUGCCACGUGCAGGGCUGAGUUGUUGCGCCUCACCUUCCCUAUAGUCAAUCAAUGCGUCAAUCACCGUCUAGUAAGAACACAGGCACCGUAACUUCCCUUUCUAUCAUGUUCUCAGUCUCCUCCGCCGCCGCUACCUCGUGUUAAGGCGACCUACUGUUGCCUCCUUCCCUCCCUACCUCCCUCCCACUCUCGCUCCCUCCCUCCCUCCCUCCCUUCCCAUGUUGUGCGUACAUGCAAUCCCUUAUCAAUCACCACGCGAGAACUAAACUGACUGUGGGAGUGAUAGGGUUGAGCUGUGUUGGGUGAGGGAUGGUGGUGGUGCUGGUGAUAGUGGAAGUGAAGAAGGUUGUGGUGAUAGUUGUCAUGGUGAUGAUGGUGAUGUGACUGUGAUGGUUAUGAAGGUGGAGGAGUUGAAUUGGUUGUGCUGAUGGUUGUGGUGAUUUUUUUUUCCGCCAAUGGCGCCGGUAGGUUUUCUUGACUGGGUCUGAUGAUCGGCCCCAGCCCGUUGUGGCACAGGCAAGUGUUUAUAGUGGCGCCAUCUUACUUGGCUCAUGCUGCCCCCCGGAACUCAUCAAUGACCCUUUCUCUUAGAGAGAGAAUCUAGUGUCCGGGCUGACAGGUGGUCUUCUGGAAAUGUGGGUAGUCUUAAGCCACUCGCCGAUGACUGAAAAAUCUCAGCGAGGCACCGGGCGGGGCGCGAGCCCCCGUCGUCCUGGACGCGACGCCGACCUCAUCAUGUUCCUGUGGCGAUCAAUGUGUGUGACGACUUGGCGAGGAGGUGCCGCGUUGCUGUUGUUGCUGUCGGUGGUGAGCAUCUCCUUCUACUUCUACACUUACCUCCAGUGGCGCCUCCCCUUCAAGCGUGAGUCUAUACUGCCGUCAGUACAGAGCGAGGACUGCAUCCCCAGCAGAAAGGAGCUGGCGAGACGGCUGAUGCGGGCACAGCGGCAGGUGGAGAGACUGGCAGGUAAAGUGGACGGCACAGCUGGUCCCUCGCUGGCCCAAGAGCUGCGGGCCAUCGCUCGGGAGCUGGACCCGCGGAUCGCCACGGAGGACGCGGCGCCCCGACCCCUGACCGGCGCUGUGUGCGGGGAGGUGUAUCGCGACAGCGAUGUCGACAUGGUCUGCCACCAGAACUACAUGCAGAUGAAGUGUGACGAUGCGCCGCCCUUCAAGGAGGUGCUCACUGUCAUCCUGUCGACUAAGGGCUGGGAGGCGCCGCGCGUCAGGACGGUGGUGCAGAACAUCAGGAAGUACUACGACCUGGACGUGGUGGUGCUGAGCUACGGCUCCGGCGGUGACCUCGGGACGCUGCGGGGUGACGGUGUGUCUGUGCGAACCCUGAGCGCCGACACUUCGGCGUCCUCCGCCAUUAACAGGGAGGUGACGAAGGUAAGGACGCCGUUCGUCCUCCUGGCGGACUCCUUGACGCACUUCGCCGGAAACUUGUGUUCCCUGGAGCGGCUGGUGAGAGUCCUGGACCACGAGGGACAGGCAGGGGUGGCGGCAGGGAGCUACAGGACACUGGACGGCACCUGGCACCACGGGUGUCUGCUGCGGCGGAUGGAGAACUACCAGCUGGCCUACGCGUCAGGCUACGAAAACUCCCGCCACGAGUGCAUGUUUUGUGACGACGUCGUGGGCCCGUUCGUGGCGCGCACCGCCCUGCUGCGGAAGCUGCCGCUGAGGGACGAAAUGGAGAGUCCCGCGACACUUCGGGACUGGUUCAUCAGCGUGCAUAUCUCCGGCAGCCUCGCCGUCGUGUGUCCGGACGUCAUGUUCUUCGUGGACGAGGCGCCAGCGAUGACCCGCCAAGAGUGGCUGCAGGUGGCCGCCAAGUGGGCGGUGCAGCACGUGUGGCCUCACAAUGGGGAGAAGCUUGAGUUCUCGUGCCCGGAGCUCAACAUGGAGUGUGUCAACCUGGUGAAGAUGGUGUCGUCCUUCCUGGUGCCGCCGUGCUGCCGCGACGAGCUGCGUCGAGAGUUGGGUCUGGUGCAGGAGUGUGGCGAUGAGCUGGGCCUCUACGUGGAGCUGCAGGCCGGCAGCCUCCUCGGCGCCGUCAAGACCGACGGGAUCCUGCCGUGGGACUUUGAUAUGGACGUGAUGACCGACUGCAAGGACCAGGAGGCUUGGAUGGAGAAAGGCAUAAAGUGCAUGGCGCGGAAGGGAUGCAGCGCCGUCCACAUGAUUAGCAGCUACUGGACGGCCACUUGCAACGUGUCCGUCGUCGACAUCUUAUGCAGGCCCGAGAGACUGACGCCGCUGCCGCCCGAGUUGCGCGGCGUCCCGACACGAGUUAACUACAACGGCAGGAUGAUUGUAGUGCCGCCCAACCCCGCGAUGGUCGCCAGGAACUGCUAUGGCCCCGAGUACCUCCGUCAUGAGGUGCACUGGCGCUACACGGGCGAGGACAAGGGACUCCGCUGGAACCGCUGCGCCGCGCCGGGCUUCCACGCCUGCCUCGAAAACUUCCCCACCGAUGGCAAUAUUAAGUUCAACAAUUUCGCUCAGCAGCUGGUGGGACUCUGACACCCGCAGCUCCUACCCGUCAUCGUCCUCGGCCUACAUCGUCUCCUCUGAGACCCGAGGAGGACAGGCUGGGUCGUGGCGGCGCCGGGCUGGCGGUACUCUGUGCUCAGGAAAUCCAGACACAUCGCUUACACACACAGGGGGAGGGAGACACAGGGACAUGUUCUUAUCUUUAUCGUUCACGGACAGGAACAUUCAGGGCUCGCGGCCAGGCGGGCGUCGGACACUGGCAGCAGGACGUGCGUCACAAACGACCCUUGACCCGAGUGUUACUUACGUCAGUGAUGCUUCCAGAGGCAUUGCAAACACCCUCCCCCCGCAGACAGAACGAACAGCAAUUAACUUGUACAGAAAAUAAUUUUGGCUUCGAAGAGAGAGAGAGAGAGAGAGAGAGAGAGAGAGAGAGAGAGAGAGAGAGAGAGAGAGAGAGAGAGAGAGAGAGCUAUGGGGGAGUAUGAGGCAAUAGUCUUCCCCCGUCACUACGCCUCACCCUCCCCCGGGCUGCCCCUCUCCCCCGCCUCAGCCUACGCCCACCUACAGCCCUCCCAGCACCCUUGAAACAGGACUCCGAGGGUGGGGGCAACACGGGUAGGGGAGGGAGGGGGCGAGGGGAACAAGAGCGCCUCCCCCGGGAACAUGCUCCUUCGAUUCUGAAACUACUUUGUCGGAACCCUCGAUCAUGCUGUCACAGGAGAACCCGCCCCCCAAAGAAAAAAAAAAGGAAAGAAAAGGAGUAUUAGACAUGGGAGAAAAAAAAAUAACAGGAGAAAAAGACAAACUUAAACCACUAACGUUGUAAACUCUCGUCUUCCUCGGCGUCGAAACAAGACACGAAAACAACACCAAAGAAAUAACACGAGUAACAAAUGGACACACGAACUGUUUUGAGUGACCACGAAUCGUCCGUUUCACUGCUGUCCAUCUCUGCUUCUCAUCCAGGCGACGGAGGGAGAUAGAAAGACAGAUGACGACCAACACGGAACAUGGCUCACCACCACACUUCCUGCGCCGAGUAAAGUCCGUUGAUAUUUUUCGGAGGGAAAGUUAGAAAGUUUCGUUUAGUCGGCGCAACAUUUGUGGUCAUAUGCCGGAGAGACAGAAGGGGAAGGAAUUAUAGAAGGGAACAUCCCAGGAGACGGGACACAACCCCCGAUUAAUACCUGGUACCCACUCACUGCUGGGUGGACAGGGACGUAGGGUAUCGGAAAAGCCGCCCAAAUUUUUCCACUCCGCCCGGGGAUCGAACCCGGGUUCUCCCGGUUGUGAGCCGAGUGUGCUAACCACUGCACCACGAAGCCCCCUCCUCCUCCUUUACUGGUAUCAAAUAAAAAAUAUAAAGAUAAAAAAAUCAAUAAUAAAUCAAACCAAUCAAUUUAAAAACUGCAAAUAGCAUAACCAAAAAAAAAAAAAAUCGGAAAAGAACGCCAUCAGACAGAAACAAACGAAAAACGAACCAAAAAUAAAUAAGUAAACAAAA
This is a messenger RNA of Eriocheir sinensis (Chinese mitten crab), 5044 nucleotides long. RefSeq lists its product as uncharacterized. Gene Ontology annotation, cellular component: Golgi apparatus. Bases 1672 to 3567 code for a protein of 631 amino acids. The transcript is spliced from 4 exons. The record is from RefSeq and is a predicted model, not a curated record. Gene Ontology annotation, biological process: protein O-linked glycosylation via mannose. Lineage: Eukaryota; Metazoa; Arthropoda; Malacostraca; Decapoda; Varunidae.